AUGUCGAGGAAAGCUCUCGAAGCUCGAGCAUUUCUGCUUCAAUGCAGAAGAGCAUACUGCACCACAAAACCCGCCCACCAAGAACUCCGACCGGCGACUGCGCCGCGCCAAUUCCCCCCUCUGACCCAGAUCCGCGACAAUGUUGAGCUCUACGAACGAAACUGCCUGGUGCGAAACUACGGUGGCCACCAGCAUGUCCCACGCCGAGUGGCGGACAAUGUCAGGCAGAUGAGAGAGCUCGACCAGCGCAUGGCCGGGUCCCGUCAUGCCUUGAAAGAGCUGCAAAAGCAACUGAACACUACGCAAGGGAACAAGGCGGACAUUGUGGCGCAGAUGAAAGCGAUCAGACCACAGGUCGACGCUCUCCAAGCCGAGCACGAUGCGCUGGAGUUGGAGACGCGCUCUAUGGCCUUGUCCCUACCCAACCUGACAUUUUCGGAUGCACCGACUGGCGAUGAUCCAAGAUUGCGCGCCUACAUCAACUACGACCCAGAUCAACCGCCGCAGUAUGGCGCUUCCGCCGACCACUCGAUAAUCGGCGAGAAGCUCGGUCUGCUCGACUUUUCAUCGUCAUCGAUGACGUCUGGUUGGGGGUUUUACUUCUUGCUAAAUGAGGCGGCUUUACUGGAACAAGCUCUCAUCCAGUAUGCCUUGUCCGUUGCCAUGAAACACGGCUGGUCCGUUGUCUCACCGCCGUCACUAAUCUACUCGCACAUGGCCGCUGCCUGCGGGUUCCAACCUCGGGACCAAAACGAUGAACAGCAGAUCUGGCAAAUCGCGCAACUUGAAAAGGAUGCGGGAAAGCCCACCCGCAGUCUUGCUGCAACGGCCGAGAUUCCCCUCGCAGGCAUGUAUGCCGGCAAGGCCAUCCCCGCAGAACGUCUCCCUGUCAAGCUCGUUGGAUCGAGUCGGUGUUUUCGGGCGGAGGCCGGUGCUCGCGGAGUCGACACCAAGGGUCUAUACCGCGUCCAUGAGUUUACCAAGGUUGAGAUGUUCGCAUGGACCGAUUGCCCACCUGUCAACAGCAGCAACGGAGCUUUUACGGAUGAAGCAAGCUGGACAGAGUGUUCCGGUCAACUUUUGACCGAGAUGGUGGAAAUACAGACGGAAAUCCUUUCGUCGCUUGGCUUACCCUGCCGCGUCCUCGAGAUGCCGACUUCCGAUCUGGGUGCUAGCGCGUAUCGCAAGAUUGACAUCGAAGCAAUGUUUCCUUCGAGGAAGAGGAAGGAUGAGGGAUGGGGCGAAGUCACUUCGGCAUCCAUUUGCACAGACUACCAAAGUCGCAGGCUAGACACGAGGAUCCUAGAUGCUGAUGGGUCAAGGAAGAAGUUUGCGCACACAGUGAAUGGGACGGCUAUGGCAAUUCCAAGAGUUAUCGCUGCACUCUUGGAGAAUGGAUGGCGCGAGGCCGAAGGCUGCGUUAUGGUUCCCCAAGUUCUGAGGCGUUACAUGGGUGGUCUGGAGAAGAUCGGGCCCCGUUGA
Messenger RNA from Fonsecaea multimorphosa CBS 102226, 1482 nucleotides. RefSeq lists its product as uncharacterized. Lineage: Eukaryota; Fungi; Ascomycota; Eurotiomycetes; Chaetothyriales; Herpotrichiellaceae. Gene Ontology annotation, molecular function: serine-tRNA ligase activity; tRNA binding; ATP binding. Gene Ontology annotation, biological process: mitochondrial seryl-tRNA aminoacylation. Bases 1 to 1482 code for a protein of 493 amino acids. Gene Ontology annotation, cellular component: mitochondrion. The transcript has a single exon. The record is from RefSeq and is a predicted model, not a curated record.